Messenger RNA from Nymphaea colorata (pocket water lily), 2917 nucleotides. RefSeq names its product pentatricopeptide repeat-containing protein At2g36730. Gene Ontology annotation, biological process: RNA modification. The coding region runs from base 286 to 2142 and encodes 618 amino acids. The record is from RefSeq and is a predicted model, not a curated record. NCBI's taxonomy places the organism in Eukaryota, Viridiplantae, Streptophyta, Magnoliopsida, Nymphaeales, Nymphaeaceae. The transcript has a single exon. Gene Ontology annotation, molecular function: RNA binding; protein binding.
GGUGAGGUGAGGAGACGGGCGGAUGGGAGCGACAGGCGAGCAGUUGGGUGGGACAAAGGGAGAAAGGGGCGAGGAACUUGGGCACCUCCCGAGCUCUGCAUCAGGCGACGACGAGAGAGAGAGGAGAGAGCCGAGAGAGAGAGAGAGAGGUAAACUAAAAACCCUGCCAUCAGAGAGAGAGAGAGAGAGAGAGAGAUUGCGGCCAUGCUGAAGUUGUACUUUUAAAAUUGUUGUGUUUGUGCCCGCCUCCCCCAUAUCUAUACCCGUAUUUGUGCGACUUGGGAGAUGCGGAACAAUGAGAGAGAGAUCUUCUAUUCAACGUUUCAAACCCAACAAGGAGUUCGGAAACAAACCAGCUUACAAAGCAAACCCAAAUCCUGGUUUAAAACUCUAUUCCGAUUGAAAGUCUCCAUCCAAUACAUGACAUGGAGAAAGCAUUGGAGAUCCGCCGCCGACAGAUCAAAUGAAAUUCCCAGCUCCAAAUCGCCGACCAUCAAGAGACUUUUGCCUGUAAAUGAUACCAAUGCUGGUAAUUUCAUAAGUUUGGAUCCGGCAAUCUUCGGAAGAGGGCUCAGUCACGCCUCUUCCCCCCGAGAUGGUAACAUGGCUUCGCGGUUGUGCGGUGGCCUGACGGCUGGUUCCGAGAUUUCAGAGCACCAGCCAUGCAUUUCCAAGCAUCCUAUCUCGAUAAAACGGCUUUGCCUCUCCCUCCUCCAAGUGUGUGCUUCCAUGAAGCAGCUCAAGCAGAUCCAGGCCCACGUCGUAGUCUGCGGGCUGCUCCAUGACCAACAGGGCUUCGUUCUCCAAGAGUUGGUGAGGCUCUGCUCACUGUCACCUUUUGGUGACCUCUCCCAUUCUCUUCUUCUUCUCAAUCAGACGAAGAAUCCUAGAUCUUCUUCGUGGAAUUGCGUUAUCAGAGGCUUCUCUGGGAGUAACACCCCGAUUCAGUCCAUCCUAGCCUACUCGCGAAUGCUACGGCUCUCUCGAAAACCGAACAACCUGACGUUCCCUUUCCUUUUCAAAGCGUGUACAAAUCUUCGUGCUGUAGAAGGUGGUCAGCAGAUUCACGCCCAGUUGGCAAAGACUCUGUACGCCACCGACAUCUACAGUCAGAAUUCUUUGAUACACUUCUACUCAUCCUGUGGUGAGAUGGACGAUGCGGCUCAGGUGUUUGAUAAUAUGCCAUCGAGAACUGUAGUUUCCUGGAAUUCCAUGAUUCAUGGCUUCAUAAGGAAUGGGUAUUUUGAUGAGGGCGUCCAUUUUUUUGCCCGAAUGAGAUUUUCUGACGUUGAAGCUGAUGAGGUGACCAUAGUCAGCUUGCUUUCUGCUGCUGCAAAGUUGGGAAACGUUAGUUUGGGGAAGCUGGUUCAUUGCUACAUUGAAAGACGGCUUGCUAUGAAUGUUCAUCUUGGUACUUCACUAGUUGACAUGUACGCUAAAUGUGGCGCCGUGAAUGUUGCGAAGAAACUGUUCGAUAGGAUUAGCGAAAAAAACGUGUGGACUUGGAGCGCAAUGAUUCUGGGCUUGGCAGUGAACAGCCUCACCGAGGAUGCUCUCCAGCUCUUCCAUGAAAUGAAACUGGUUCCUGUUGGACCAAAUUAUGUGACGUUUCUUGGUCUUUUAUGCGCAUGCAGCCACUCUGGCUUAGUAAAAGAAGGAUGUGAGUACUUUGAUUUGAUGAGAAAUGAAUACGGAAUUGAACCUACGAUGAUACACUACAGUGCCAUGGUCGAUUUGUUCGGCCGAUGUGGCCAGCUGGACGAUGCAUACAACUUUAUUAGAAACAUGCCUGUGGAGCCAGACGCAGUUAUUUGGAGAACUCUACUCGGUGCUUGCUGUAUUCAUGGAAAUGUCAGAAUUGGCGAGAAAGUUUCAAAAGAGCUGCUAGAGAUAGAGCCUGAUAGAUGCGGAAACUAUGUUAUCUCCUCUAAUAUGUAUGCUGAGGCUGGCCUAUGGGAGGAAGUGGCAGAUAUUCGAAAGGCAAUGAGAAGUGGAAGAUUUAAGAAGAUGAUAGGUGCAAGUACAGUUGAACUUGAAGGGACGGUUCACACAUUCAUGUCAGGCGACAAUUCCCACCCAAGCUGUAAACAAAUUCAGGAAAUGCUCUAUAUAGUAAGAUGCAAUUUGAAAGAUGAAAUUUGAGGACAAAUGCUCCUCGUUUCUCAUCAUCUGUCCAGCAUUAGCUUCUAAGAGGACUAGACAUGAUACGACUUAUUGAAAUCAACAGAAAAAGCAAAUAAUGGAUGAACCGAAUAGCACUGAUCAGUUAAAAAUUUCAGACUCGAGGCAGAGGGUAAGAGAAGAAGAACCUCUGUGCUGAACCCUAGAUAAUGGGACCUGUACAGUAACGUCCGAAUUCCAAAGGAUGGAGAGAACAUUUUAAUUAUGAAAGCAUGGUUUCCUAGAACUGCAAGAAAAUCCUAGCAACAUUAGUAUUCGAACGACCUAGGGGAUUCCAUCAAUCCUUAUCCCAUCUUUAGCUUGGUUCCCACUUGGCUUGUUCGUCAAGGUGCUAAGCUAAGAAAAUACAGAGUCUGAUUUUCAGCAAUUUGGCAGACAACUAAAGUGCAUGUUGACAUCAACACUCAGCUCAGAUUACUUGUUCAGUUGGAAAAAAAGAGGACAUGACCCUUCUCUUAUUGCACUCGAUUUUGGAAUUUUUCCUUGAUAAAGCGGCUCAUUUGCAGAAACAAAGCCCUGAAUCAGGUCAGGCGCACAUUGGGAGCUUAGAAUGUGCACGUUUUUCUAAAGCUUGCAUUUCUGGGAAGCUUUAAUAUAUGAUUGAAUGUGGUUGAAAUUGCUGUUCAAAAAUAGGUACGGCUGCCUUUGUUCCUUAUCAGGUAAUUAUUUCUCCUUCUAGAAUCAAUGUCUCGUGUAUAUCUGCACCUCAAUCCAUAUUUGCUGCUCUUUUUCCUUA